Botrytis fragariae is the source of this 1350-nucleotide messenger RNA. Its product is annotated as putative transcription factor homeo protein. The coding region runs from base 1 to 1350 and encodes 449 amino acids. Gene Ontology annotation, molecular function: DNA binding. Lineage: Eukaryota; Fungi; Ascomycota; Leotiomycetes; Helotiales; Sclerotiniaceae. The record is from RefSeq and is a predicted model, not a curated record. The transcript has 3 exons.
AUGGAAGCCGGUUCAGAGCAAUCGUUGACAGAAACAGCUGCGCGUUGGAUUUGGAGCUUGCCGGAAGAAGACUGUUUAACUCGGCUCAUCAAAAAACACAAGAAAAGGGUUGAAGACGGUGAAGUUCCCAAGGGCAGUCUAUUCGAAGAGGUAUCCAUCGAACUCAAUGGACUAGGAUUUGACAUACAAAGAACUGGUGUUGCAUGUGAGCAAAAAUGGCGUCGAAUCUGCAACAAAAAGUCGAUGCUGCAGGCCGCCAAUGCAUGGCAGGAUGACCAAGAUCUAGAUGCUGACUUCGAUGCCGAACAUUCUACUGCAGAUGAGAAUAAAGCUGAUGGAGAGUCUAACAACACGGCCAAUGGACAUCGAAAGAGGGGUAACAAGACAUGGACCGAAGAUGAAUCAAGAAUUCUUUAUGAGGAAAUCAAAACCCGUCAUGAAUUGAACAUCCGAUUAAAGUUACCAAAGUUUUCUGCAACUCAGCUUUUCAAUCACGCAUCUGACUUACUCAAAGUACAAGGUUAUUUCAGAACCCCCCCGGCUUGUUCUGAGUAUUGGCGUGUCACUGGUCGCGAGUUGUGGAAUUAUGACGAGCGAAAUGUUGGCGAUUCUACGAUACUUGAUGCUCGCGAUGCAAAGUGUGCUGAGCCCUCUUCCAGCAUCAAUGAUAGAGCAUUAGGGGAGACCAAGAAUUCAAGAGGUGUCCUCUCUAAAAGUCAAACAAGUGCACUAAGUCGAUUAGCCACAGAAUCACUCAAUCCAUCCAAGGAACAACAGCAGAAACUUGCGAAAGAUCAUGGCAUCAGUAUUUUCCAAAUUUCUACCUAUUUCGCAAAUAAGAGAUCCACUCGAAAGAAGGAAAUGGCAAAAAAAGCAUCAGACCAGGAGAAUUCCAAGCGGAAGCAGUCUGUAAAGCUAGAAGCGGAACUUGCUGGUAGCAACGAUUCGAUUGUUGCUCAAGCCGAUGAUGUUUUGAGGGAUACAAAGAAGCGCAGACUCUCGAGUUCCUCCCAGAUGGUAUCAACAGAGUUUAUUGGAUCGAAUGCCCCUAUCGAAAUCAAUAGUUCACCUAUGCGCCCCACAAGCACUAUGGAAGAUACAGCGAGUUCAGACGACGAGGCUGGAUUCAAAAAAAUGCAAGAAAUGGUGCUUGUUCAGCGUCGCAGAAUCGAGGAAAGAAUUGUAGCAUCGAUCGAUAGACGAAAGCAACUGGAGUUAGAAACAAUUAGACAUCAGACCAAGGCGGAUAUGGAGCGAGAAGCGGCGGAGGGAACACAGAAAAAGGUCGACGAGGAACUCAAGGUCGAAGCUCGAUUGAGGAUGAGACUCAAUCAAAUCGGAAGCUUGUAG